Equus quagga is the source of this 5633-nucleotide messenger RNA. It is a transcript of the gene TUBGCP6, whose product is annotated as tubulin gamma complex associated protein 6. The transcript has 27 exons. Gene Ontology annotation, cellular component: gamma-tubulin complex; spindle pole; centrosome. Gene Ontology annotation, biological process: cytoplasmic microtubule organization; meiotic cell cycle; spindle assembly. The record is from RefSeq and is a predicted model, not a curated record. Gene Ontology annotation, molecular function: gamma-tubulin binding; microtubule minus-end binding. Bases 438 to 5480 code for a protein of 1680 amino acids. NCBI's taxonomy places the organism in Eukaryota, Metazoa, Chordata, Mammalia, Perissodactyla, Equidae.
GCCGCGGGACCGAGGCUCCAAGCCGGAAGUGCCCCCUGGACGGCAGCUCCAGCCCCGCCCCCUCCACCGCCCCUCCCCCGGUGACGCAAUUCCGGCGCGCCUGCUCAGGCGAUGAGGCCUGUCGCACGGCGGUGACGCGGCGGCGGCGGCGGCGGCUGGAGCGCGCUCUUACCGGGAGGCCUGCGAGCGGCGGCCGUGCGCCUCACCCCGCGGACCCGCGGGCUGCCCCGCGCUCCCCCUCGGGCGGCGCCCGGCCCGCCGUCCCUCCCGGGGACCCGGGAAGGCGCGCGGGGCCGACACGUGCGCCCCCGCUGGCGUGUCCUCGGGCUGGUCCCGCGCUGGAACCCUGCGGCUGGAGGCCGGGCCGGGGGGCCGCAGGGCGCGGGCGGGCGGGGCGCGCCGGGCGGCGCCGAGGGCUCGGAGCCGAGAGCGUGGGCAUGGCGAGCAUCACCCAGCUGUUCGACGACCUGUGCGAGGCCCUCCUGCCGGUGCCGAAGGCUCGCUUGGGCCAGCGCGGCGUGAGCCGAAGGAGGGCAAAGCAGGGCCUCCGGAGGGUGGCCUACGACGCUCUCUUCAGCAGUCUGUUUGUAGAUGAGACUCAGAGGCUGCAGCCUGACCCCUCUAAAUUCCCGGUGAAAAACAAGAUCCUCAUGCUGUCCUUCGACUUGAGGGUGGGAGGCCUGGGCCCCGAGGCUGACCGUUUGGAGGAGCUGGUGGAGGAACUGGAAGCAGCCCCUUGCUGUCCGCUUGUGGAGGUGGGCUCUGUUCUGGACCUCCUGGUUCAGCUGGCGGGGAGCGGCCCGCCGCGAGUGCUGCCGCGAAAGCGGGACUACUUCUUUAACAACAAGCAUGUGGGGAGAAACGUUCGCUACGGCGGCUACGACUGCUACGACCUGAGUGUGUUUGAGAUGGACGUUCAGUCCCUGAUCUCCAGAGAGGAGUAUCUGUGUCAGGACAUGAUCCACAAAGCGCUUCAGGUGAUGGAGGCGGCGCCGGGCACUGGCCUGCCCACUGUUGGGCUCUUCUCGUAUGGAGACCCUUGUGGUGACAGGUUUGAGAGAGACACCCGGGUCUCGCUGUUCGGUGCCCUUGUGCACAGCCGCACAUACGAUAUGGACGUCCGACUGGACCUGCCUCCGGUGCCGGACAGCGCAGACCUCUCUGGACUGGCUAUUAAGGUUCCUCAGAGUGUGGAUCAGUCAGAAGAUGAAGGGUUCCAGUCAGCGUCCAAUUUGACUCCUGAUUCCCAGUCUGAACCGGGUGUGACUCCAGACAUCGACCUGUGGGAUGCCGUGCUCACCUACGAAGCCAGCAAGCGGAGGUGCUGGGAGCAGGUUGGAUGCCCCCCUGGCCACAGAGAGGAGCCCUACCUCACCGAGGCGGGAAGGGACGCCUUCGACAGGUUCUGCAGGCUCCACCAAGGGGAGCUGCAGGUGCUGGGAGGGGGCCUCCUGCAGGCCCCACAGCCCGUCCUGGUGAAAGAGUGUGAGCUGGUGAAGGACGCGCUGAACGUCCUGAUUGGGGUCGUGUCUGCCACAUUUUCCCUCUGCCAGCCGGCUCAUGCCUUCAUGGUGAAGCGGGGCAUCCACGUAUCAGGAGCGUCCCCCGAGAGCAUCAGCAGCCUCCUCUCAGAGGUGGCGGAGUGUGGGACCCACUACGCGCGCCUAAGCCACUUCUCCGUGCAGCCGGUGCUGGACUCUUCCUGCAGCAAAGGCCUCGUGUUCCAGGCCUUCACCAGCGGCCUGAGGAGGUACCUGCAGUACUACCGAGCUUGUGUGCUCUCCACUCCACCCACCCUGAGCCUCCUCACCAUUGGCUUUCUCUUCAAGAAACUGGGCCGGCAGCUCAGGUACCUGGCUGAGCUUUGUGGGGUUGGCACUGCGCUCCCCGCCUCCAGUGGAGGAGAGCCUGGGGCGGCAUUCCCCACUGGGGUGAAGCUGCUCUCAUACCUCUACCAGGAGGCCCUGGAUAACUGCAGCAAUGAGCACUACCCUGUGCUGCUGUCUCUGCUCAAGACCAGCUGCGAGCCCUACACCCGGUUCAUCCACGACUGGGUGUAUAGUGGGGUCUUCAGAGACGUUUACGGCGAGUUCAUGAUCCAGGUGAACCAGGAGUACCUGGGCUUCAGAGAUAAGUUUUACUGGACCCACGGCUACGUUCUCAUUUCCAAAGAGGUGGAGGACUGCGUCCCCAUGUUCUUGAAGCACAUUGCCCACGACGUCUAUGUGUGUGGGAAGACCAUCAACCUGCUGAAGCUCUGCUGUCCUCGGCAUUACCUCUGCUGGUCCGAUGUCCCUGUCCCUCGGAUCUCAGUCAUUUUCUCCCUUGAAGAGCUGAAGGAGAUCGAGAAGGACUGUGCUAUCUACGUGGGGCGGAUGGAGAGGGUGGCGCGCCACAGCUCCAUCAGCAAGGAGGAGAAGGAAUUACGAAUGGAAAUUGCGAAACAAGAAUUAAUUGUCCAUGCCCGAGAGGCAGCGUCCAGGGUCUUGAGUGCGCUUAGUGAUCGGCAGAUGUCAGAGCGGAUGGCUCUGGAUGCCCGGAAGCGAGAGCAGUUUCAGAGGUUGAAAGAGCAGUUUGUGAAGGACCAGGAGCGACGCCGGGCGGCCAGGCAGGAGGAGCUGGAUGAUGACUUCAGCUAUGCCCGUGAACUCCGCGACAGGGAGAAGAGGCUAAAGGCUCUGGAGGAGCAGCUGGAGAGGAAGGCGAGGCAGGCGCUGGUUGACCAUUACAGCAAGCUGUCUGCAGAGGCGGCUCGUCGGGAGCAGAAGGCGUUGUGGAGGAUCCAGAGGCACAGAUUGGCGGGUGCACGGCUGCGUUUCCUCUUAGAAGAUCAGAAACGCAUCCAGGGAAUGCUGGAAGACCUGUCCGAGGAGAAGCCCCUGGAGCCACUGGCUGUCCUCCCAAGUGCACGCCCCCAGGCCUCGUCUCCGGGCCCCGAGCACCCAGAUGGAGGUAGCAGCUGUGAUUCUGGGAGUGCAGAGCAGCACCUGGUCGCCUGGGAUGGCCUGAGCAGGCCAAGUGCACCCCUGCAGCCCCCAGAGUCUCCAGCAGCAGGGGCCUGUAGCUCGGGGCCAGGAGCAGGCCAGCAGCCAGGGCAGGCAGAGGGGCCAGGGCCCUUCUCUGCAAGCCUCAGCAUCCAAGACUUCCUGCCCCUGGGCCAGGGGGCCAAGAAGCCUGUGCACAGCGGCAUGGCCCCUGUCCUGGAGGAGGCACUACAGACCAUCGGCUCAGACCUGCCUCCCCUAGGUCUGUCUGCAGUGGUGGGCACAGGGCUGGCUGGGCCACAGGAGUAUGACUUCAGAAGCAUCCUGAGGCCGGCUGCAGCCACCUUGGCUUCCCCAGGACCCCUUGACACUGUAGGAGGUGACUUGGGCAGUGAGGGGCAGCAGCUGUGGGGGGACACUCACAUGCAACUGGACACCUGUGUCCUGGAUGGGCAGAUGGCUCUGCUUGACCCACACUCCCCCCAGCACAAUUCCCUCCAGGAGCGGAGCAGCCAGGCCACAGGCCAGGUCCUGGGGCAUGUGUCAGAGAGCAGUGUUCCCACAGGGGGUUAUGCUUCCAGAAUAGCCCCCUCCCGACCACAGUGGAACAUCCACGGACACGUGUCUGAUGCCAGCAUUAGGGUGGGGGAGAACGUGUGGGACGUGACCCCUUCCCGGCCACGGUGGAAUGUCCAUGGACACGUGUCUGAUGCCAGCAUUAGGGUGGGGGAGAACGUGUGGGAUGUGGUCCCGUCCCGGCCACGGUGCAACGUCCACGGACAUGUGUCUGAUGCCAGCGUCAGGGUGGGGGAGAACGUGUGGGAUGUGGCCCCCUCUCGGCCACGGUGGAACGUCCAUGGACAUGUGUCUCAGUCGCACAUGAUGCUGGGUGCACUCCCAGAGGAAGCCCAGAUCGAUGUGCCCUGGUCCCACCAGAACUCCCCUGACCAUGUGUCCCAGUCAGGCCUCAGCCUGGAAGAACAGAGCCCUACCCAGGACCAGGAGCCACAGCUACCCACAGAGACAGCCUCAGGGAGCUCCUGCGCUCUGGCGGCUGCUUCUGGUUGUGAGGAGGAGAGUGGCCUCAAGGCCUCAUUGCCUGCUGGGGUUGUGCCUGGUGCUCUAGGAGAUGGCACUCCUGAGGAGCCAGGCCCAAGGAGGAGUGGGGACACUGAGGACGUCUCUCCAAGCCACCCUUCAGGCUCCAAGGAAGGUGCGGAUGCCUGGAGCAGCCCAGGCCUUGGUGAAGAGGCUGUGGUGGCUGCUCGCUGGGACAAGGAGCAGGCUUACCUGGCAAGCCUGGCAGCGCAGUACCGCCUGGAGCAGUACCCAGACAGCUACGAGGCCCUGUCAGAGCCUCCUGUUGCCCGCCUCCUCCACCACGGGCUUCCCCGGGCCUUUGCCCUCUCUGAGGACCCCCGGGGCCCAUCAGAUGCGGACGAGACCACAGUGCAGCUGAGUGAGCUGCUGCCACUGCCCGUGCUCCUGAAGCGCUCCCUCACCGCCCCGCUGGCUGCCCACGUCUCCCUGGUGAACAAGGCCGCGGUCGACUACUUCUUCGUGGAGCUCCACCUCGAGGCACAUUUCGAGGCACUGCGCCACUUCCUGCUGAUGGAGGAUGGCGAAUUUGCCCAGUCCCUCAGCGACCUGCUCUUUGAGAAGCUCGGGGCGGGGCAGACGCCUGGGGAGCUCCUCAACCCGCUGGUGCUCAACUCAGUGCUGAGCAAGGCCCUGCAGUACAGCCUGCACGGCGACACCCCACAUGCGGCCAACCUCUCCUUCGCCCUCAAGUCCCUGCCCGAGGUGUUUGCCCCCAAUGCCCCGGAUGUGCUAAGCUGCCUGGAGCUCAGGUACAAGGUGGACUGGCCCCUCAACAUCGUCAUCACCGAGAGCUGCCUGAGCAGGUACAGUGGCAUCUUCUCCUUCCUGCUGCAGCUGAAGCUCAUGAUGUGGACGCUCAAGGACGUCUGCUUCCACCUCAAGCGCACAGCGCUGGUGAGCCACGUGGCCAGCUCCGUGCAGUUCCGCCAGCUGCAGCUUUUCAAGCACGAGAUGCAGCACUUCGUGAAGGUCAUCCAGGGUUACAUCGCCAACCAGAUCCUGCACGUCAGCUGGUGUGAGUUCCGUGCCAGGCUGGCUGUGGUGGGUGACCUCGAGGAGAUCCAGCGGGCCCACGCCGAGUACCUGCACAAGGCUGUCUUCAGGGGCCUGUUGACGGAGAAGGCGGCGCCUGUCAUGAACAUCAUCCACAGCAUCUUCAGCCUCAUCCUCAAGUUCCGCAGCCAGCUCAUCUCCCAGCCCUGGGGCCCAGCCAGUGGCCCCCGGGGUGCCGAGCACCCCAACUUCGCCCUCAUGCAGCAGUCCUACAGUACCUUCAAGUACUAUUCCCACUUUCUCUUCAAAGUAGUGACCAAGCUGGUGAACCGCGGCUACCAGCCCCACCUGGAGGACUUCCUGCUGCGCAUCAACUUCAACAACUACUACCAGGAUGCCUGAGGGCUGCUCGGGGAGCGUGUGGACCUGGGCCGUGCUGUGCUGCUGAGUUGGCGUCAGACAGAGACGGGUCAGGGCCUGACUGGACGUCUCUGCCGUCAUGGAGAGACGGGUGUGGGGGGCUGUGCACUGGCUGGGCACCGCCUCAUGGACUCA